Pseudomassariella vexata is the source of this 1281-nucleotide messenger RNA. RefSeq lists its product as uncharacterized. Lineage: Eukaryota; Fungi; Ascomycota; Sordariomycetes; Amphisphaeriales; Pseudomassariaceae. The transcript is spliced from 2 exons. The record is from RefSeq and is a predicted model, not a curated record. The coding region runs from base 1 to 1281 and encodes 426 amino acids.
AUGCCUGAUCUAAACUCUAUCCCAGCAUCUCCCAACGCCAGGUCGCGACGCACGUCUACAUACCAAGCAUCGCAAGCACAAACAACCAGGCCGGCGCCGCCAGGACCAACCUCUCCAUCGCUCAAUAUCCUCCCCUCAAACCAAUUUUCAUUCCACCAAACUACCUCCUCAACUUCUCUGCCUUCACCGCUACUUCCAACAACAUUAACACCGUCCGUUAUGCCUCCUCCAGUAGCACUAGGACAGGGUGGCACCGGUGUAGAUGCGGGUCCAGGACCUAUCCGCCAUCCUCGACCUUUGACUGCGGCUGAUCUACACCAACAGCUGGAACAGGAACAGGAGCUUCUUGUGAACCGCCUGACGCGAGAUCUUACACUUCUCCGUACUGCACAAAAUUCAUCCGUCGUUUCGAAUGCAUCGUCUACAUCCGCGUCGGCUUCCGAACCCCAAUCCUCGUUCACCGACACGCAUCUGAUAUCUGGGCCCGGGUUUCCGAUUCCCACGACGAGCGCCGACCGAGACAGACGUCACCAGAGAACAAGCUCCUCGACUAGCACGCGAAGUAUAAGUCAGGCAGCGACAGCAGGAUCCACGCCGGCCCCCAUACCCAUCGGACAAUCCGGCAAUGCUGCUUCGAUAUUGGAAGCAGCCCGCAAUCCCCGCGGGUCCAUGUCCAUGUCGCGCCAGAACAGUACUACGUCGCAUCGUAGCGCCAGCAGAUCGCGAAACCGAUCGCCACGCCCGGGCUCGUAUACACAGGCACACGGAUUCCCGCCACACUUGGAACAUCCCACCAGCAGUGGCUACUUCCCACGCAGUCACCCGGCCACCUCGAACCCGCAUAGCACAGCAGCGACCCCUGGCGCGGAGUUGUCACCAGGUUUGCUGCCCGCAACGCUAAGGUACGAAGAGACGGUGCAUUAUCGGCAGGAACUCGAGACAGCUAAGCGGGAGAAUGAGGCUCUGAAGCGGCGGGUCAAGGAACUGGAGAAGAUGGUUAGAGACAAACGGGAAAAUGACAUCAUGAGAGACAGAAAUGAAAGCGUGAGCACAACUGCCAGUGCUUUGAGUGUCAGUGGUGCCGGCGGCGUGGGCGGGGGCGGCACGGGGAUCGCAGGAGGACGUCGAGACGUAGGAGGAGGUCGGCUAGCAGGCUUGGAAAGGGGUUUUAGUUCGGCAAGCGUUUCGGGCAGCAUUGGAGUGGGUGUGCCCGACGAGGAGCUCAACGUUGGCGAGAGUGCUGCGAGCACAGGUGUAGGAACACAGCAGAAUAAGCAGUAG